AUGGUUCAUCAUACGAAAAUAAAACCUCAACUUUCAAAAAACAUAAAAAAGAGGACACCAUUAAAACCAGCUAUAGUUCCAACUGAUAUAUACGUUUCGCGUAAUUCGAAUUUUAAAGGUCAAUUAUUUCGUGCUAAAAGAUUGUUAUUGGAAGAUGGACAUUCACCAAUAAUAAUAAUUCAUGGAUUAGGAGCAGCGAUACAAAAAUCCAUUAAUUUGGUAUUAACCUUAAAUGAUUUAUUACAAAAUCAAAUUGUUUACAAAGUUACUACUGGAACUGUUAAUCUAGUAGAUGAUAUUAUUCCUGAUGAUGAUGAUAAAGAUUUGGAAGUUCAAACUAGAAAUAAUUCUAGCAUUCAUAUUGAAGUAUCCUUAAAAGAUAAUUCCUUUUAUCAUAGAUAG
Messenger RNA from Diversispora eburnea, 402 nucleotides. NCBI's taxonomy places the organism in Eukaryota, Fungi, Glomeromycota, Glomeromycetes, Diversisporales, Diversisporaceae. The record is from the annotation of a GenBank genome assembly.